AUGCCCGCAACCCUUUCUGCCGACGCGGCGCUGCCGUCGACCAGAGCUCCUUCACCACUCGCCGAAGGGAAAGGGUAUCGCUCUCUGCAUGGCGACUUUAACUACUACCCCACAAGCGUACACAAGCGCCGACAGCUGCGUGAGGCGAGCGGCGGGGAAGGUAUAGUGACAACCAACCGCGUUGCAGAAGUGAGUCCGUCUCCUUCUACUCGUCUGGUCAGAAGGGCAGACACCUCUCCUAGCCCUUCCGGUCUGAGCCGUAGUCCAUCGCAAGGGACAUUGGAUAUUGGCUUGCUUCCGCGGCACUCUUCCUCACAGCCGCUGGCACCCACGCCACAUGAGGACAAUGUUGCUCUCAAGCCCGCGUCUGCAUCGCUGUGCUUCGCAAAGGGUGGUGCGCCGUUGCUUCAUCGAUACCGCACCUCCUGUGCGGACGUUUCACCACGGACACUAUACCGGAGGACAUCGUUUCCGUCGAAAGUCAGCACUUCUAUCCCUGUCGCGGCUGACGGGACCACGAAACGGCCAAACAACAUCCGACGCAGCAUUCUUAACACACGCUCAGUGGCACCCUCAGAGCCUUGCACCGUACUGGCGUCACCCAAAGAUGAUUCAGCCGCACAGGAAGCGAUGUUGCAAGAGUCGGGUGCUACCCCACUGCAGGCCCAGUUACCUCCGUCAUCAACUGCUUUCCGCAAGAGAGUCGACAACCUCGAUGGGAAGGUACCACUGACGAGUAUUCGUCUAGUCGAUGCUGCACCUGCGUCACCAUCGAGCUUAAAGAAAAGCGCCGCAGCCCCAGCAGCGCCUGCCGCGGCAUCAGGGCACACGAGAGGCACGUCGAAUGUGAAAAGCGUACAUGUGGAAGACGAGAUCCGUGGGAAAGGAGAGCGACAGGAUAUCGGCACUGCGUCGUUCUCUGCGCAAACUAAUCCCGACUCGCUGCUGUCGAGGGGCGUGACUACUGCACGGCACUGCAAUGAUAGAGCCUGCAUGCACAGCGAGCAAUCUAUCUGUGAGUUUGUCCACAUGCAGAGAGAGCUGCGCCGCUGCUACGCCACGAUGGAAAACUACGAAGUCGUAGUUGCGCAGCUCCGUGAUGACUGCGCUUUAGCCAGAGCACAGCUUUGUCUAUCUCGGCAGGAGUACGCGCAGCCCAAGAAGGAAGUGGAGGCGCAAGUGCAGGCGGAGGCCACCGAGCAGACGAAUGGGCUACCUUUGGCGCUACAACAAUUGGAGGCGAAUGAUGCAUCGCAUGAGAAUAUUUCUGCGGGGCCAGUCCACGACGCAAAGGACGCUGCAGAAGAAUAUCUUAGAGGGACGUGGAAGACCACAGUAGAUGAGCUGGGUCGAGCUUUGCGGGAGGAGCAGUCGGCUCAUGCUGAGAGUCUCGCGCGGCUCAAGGAGGCGUUGACGUCGAAAGCUCGAUGGAAAUCGCGCGCCGUCGAAUUGUUCAAGUGGAGAGAGCAGGUGUGUCGAGAGGUGUACACGUCCUCAGCACCCCUCUCCUCCUCGUUUGCUGCAGGUACAGGCGCUAUCCGCACAUCUGGGGCACCACCAGGCGUAUCCCCGAUCAGAAACUGCGCAAGCGACUCCCAGGCUAAGCCUAGCACAGGACACUCGGCCUCUAAUGCGUCAUCGCCGUUCCAACCGCCUCAUCACUCCCCGUCGCCCCACAAAUUACUUCAGUGUGUCUCUUUUCCGUCUGAGGCCAGAAAGCUGCGCAGCUCUAUGGCGUCAGAGGUCAGCACUGCUUCGGCAGCACCGCCCGACGAGGGGGGCCCCGGUGAUCAUGUGGCGCACGAGAGCGAGAAGGACAGCAACAGUACGCCUGGCGUGGAUAUGAGUUGCCAAAGCGACUCGACGACGGGGAGCAUUUUAUCUGCAAGCGCCAGCCUAGCUGGGCGCAUUACGAAGGCGUUGGGAAGUGGUGUCGUUGUGGUGUGGCCGCCCCUCACGGAGGAGCAAGCGAGGGGCACUGGGAAAUCUGCCGAGUUGUCUCGAACGCAGUCAUCGACAACAGCCGACGCUAUGGAGGCCAGACCCUCGGAACUUUGUGAUGACGCUGGAGAACAGGGGCUGCAGCCUUCGCUCCCAAUCAACCCAAUCUCCUCUAGCGCGCUACCGAGUAGUGCAGGCUGCUGCGCCAUGAGUACUGUAGAAAGUAAUGUGAAGGAGGGUUGUCGAGCAUCAGCCACAGGUGCUGAGAAGGCCAUGGUGGCCGCUGCGCCGCUGCGAGCCAUCCCGGAUCUGUUUGCCUUUCCAAGCCCGCCGGCAUGUGGUGGUGUGGGGUGUGCUAUUCAUCGCUCUUUGCCAAGGUCAAAUCCACUGCCCACUUCGUGCGAUGUUUCUGCCACGAUGGCGCCUGUCUCUGCGGAGCGGAAGUGCAAAGAGCUUCUUCGCGCUUUGCUCGACAAGGAGCAUCAGCUUUCGCUGAUUGCAGAAGAGCGAACCAAGUACAAAAGGCUCUACGAAGCUACGCGAAGUUGA
This is a messenger RNA of Leishmania braziliensis MHOM/BR/75/M2904, 2490 nucleotides long. RefSeq lists its product as hypothetical. The record is from RefSeq and is a predicted model, not a curated record. Lineage: Eukaryota; Euglenozoa; Kinetoplastea; Trypanosomatida; Trypanosomatidae. The coding region runs from base 1 to 2490 and encodes 829 amino acids. The transcript has a single exon.